AUGGCUCCAAGACCAGAGAAACCAGUAUGGAUGUCCCAGGAAGACUACGACAGGCAGUUCGGGAGCGUUGGUGAAAGUAACGAUGAGAAACCAGUAAAGACAGCUCAGCCAGAGAUCACUGAAGCAGCACCCACUGAGGUUAAAGAGGAUUUAACAGGUACUGCGACUAAUGGUACUGAUGGUAAUGAAACAGCGAAGCCAGUAUUCAAGAUACACAAACGUAAGCAUGCCAGAUUCGAUCAUGAAGAAAGGCAGAGGAAACAACGAAUCCAGAAGAUGCGUGAGGAACAGUUGAAAAAGCAUGAGAUUGAGCUGGCGGCCAAUAGGACCAUUAAUGUUGAUCAAAUUGUGAGACAGCACUACAACGAGAGGACAUUUAUCGCGAACAGAUCUCGCAGGAAUCUCUCGCCCAUUAUUAAGCUACGGAACUUCAACAAUGCAAUCAAAUAUAUGCUUAUUGAUAAGUAUACUAGAAGAGGAGAUGUGGUGCUGGAGCUCGGAUGCGGGAAAGGUGGUGACCUCAGGAAGUAUGGCGCAGCAGAUAUCUCUCAGUUCAUUGGGAUAGACAUCUCGAACGCCUCGAUCCAAGAAGCACACAAGCGAUACAGAUCGAUGAAAAACUUAUCAUUUCAAGUGAUUCUAAUUACUGGUGACUGCUUUGGAGAGUCGCUUGGCGUGGCCGUGGAACCAUUUCCGGAGUGUAGGUUCCCGUGCGACGUGGUUUCCGUGCAAUUCUGUCUGCAUUACGCUUUCGAGACUGAGGAAAAGGCGAGAAGGGCUCUGCUCAAUGUGUCCAAAUCCCUGAGAAUUGGUGGGCAUUUUUUUGGAACUAUUCCCGACUCUGAAUUCAUACGAUACAAGUUGAAUAAGAUCGGUAAGGACAUGGAAAAGCCUUCAUGGGGCAAUUCUAUUUACAAGGUAACUUUCGAAAAUAACGAAUACGCUAAGAAUGACGGAGAGUUCCCGUCUCCGUUUGGCCAGAUGUACACCUACUGGUUGGAGGAUGCCAUCGAUAAUGUUCCCGAGUACGUCGUGCCCUUCGAAACACUGAGAAGUCUUGCAGACGAAUAUGGGCUAGAGCUGGAACUUCAGAUGCCCUUUAACAAGUUCUUCGUCGAAGAGAUUCCCCAUUGGGUAGACAAGUUUUCUCCCCGAAUGAGAGAGGGGCUACAGAGAUCUGAUGGCAAAUACGGAGUUGAAGGGGACGAGAAAGAGGCAGCCUCAUACUUUUAUACAGUAUUCGUAUUCCGUAAAGUCAGGGACUGCGUCGAGUAA
Torulaspora globosa is the source of this 1275-nucleotide messenger RNA. It is a transcript of the gene ABD1, whose product is annotated as mRNA (guanine-N7)-methyltransferase. The record is from RefSeq and is a predicted model, not a curated record. Gene Ontology annotation, molecular function: mRNA 5'-cap (guanine-N7-)-methyltransferase activity. Lineage: Eukaryota; Fungi; Ascomycota; Saccharomycetes; Saccharomycetales; Saccharomycetaceae. Gene Ontology annotation, biological process: 7-methylguanosine mRNA capping. Gene Ontology annotation, cellular component: nucleus. Bases 1 to 1275 code for a protein of 424 amino acids. The transcript has a single exon.